GGACCAGAGAAAAUGACAGUUAGAGGAACUCCAGAUUUAUUUAGUAUUUCAAAUAUUUUAAACAUUGUUUUCUCCUAGUUUUUAUAGAAUUGGUCACAGGACAAAAACAUUUACACAGAUAUUGCAUGUUUUAGUGUUUUCUACGUGGAUUAUUGGAUGUAAAAUGUCCUCCAGGUCUGGACUGAGCCUCAUAUAGCUUCAUCCUUCUGCUCGUAGAAAACACGUCCAGAAGUUCUUCGUUAGGUGCAGUCAACCUGUCCACGUUCUUCAGUAUUAUUUCUGCUCUGACAGCGGAAGCCAGGCAGGGAGAGAGGGGAGUAAAGGGAGGCUCCUGGAGGGCUUUUACACUCGAGGUAAUUAAGGCAGUGACUGACAGCAGAGUGCCAAAAGGCUUAGACGCACUCCGAUUGGCCGGAGCGCACUUUACAGCCCGCUCCUGUUUCCAUCCGAGGCAGAAGACUUCUCCUCCCCGAAGCCUGAGGAGCCUGAGCAGAGCAGAGCCAGAGGACGGCCAGGACUUUACUCCACACUUUCUGUUCCUUCAUGAAGUGAGCUUUUCCUCGCUGCAGAGAGAAAGCACCAUGAGGUCUUCCUGUGAGUCCUUGGUCCGGCUGGCGGCGCUCCUGUCAGCGUGCGCGGCUUCAGAGUACGAGUACCUGAGCUGGAAGUCGGACGGGUACAACGGCGGCCGCAGCUACGGGAAGCCUCCCCAGUGCGUGGACAUCCCGGACGACCUGCGGCUGUGCCACGGCGUGGGCUACAGCCAGAUGCUGCUGCCCAACCUGCUGGAGCACGAAACCAUGGCGGAGGUGAAGCAGCAGGCCAGCAGCUGGGUGCCGCUGGUGCACAAGAACUGCCACCCGGGCACGCAGGUCUUCCUCUGCUCGCUCUUCGCGCCCGUGUGCCUGGAGCGGCCCAUCUAUCCGUGCCGCUGGCUGUGCGAGGCCGUGCGCGACAGCUGCACCCCCAUCAUGGAGGCGUUCGGCUUCCCCUGGCCGGAGAUGCUCACCUGCGACAAGUUCCCCCAGGAUGACGUGUGCAUCGCCAUGACGCAGCCCAACGCCACGGAGGCCACCAAGCCCACAGGUUACUCUCUCAUCUGCCCUCCAUGUGACAAUGAAAUGAAGACGGACGCCAUCCUGGAGCACAUGUGUGCCAGCGAGUUUGCUUUGAAGGCCAAGAUCAAGGAGGUGAAGCGAGAAAACACGGACCGCAAGGUGAUCCUGCAGAAGAGGAAGAAGAUGUUGAAAGCAGGCAACCUGAAGAAGAAGGACACGAAGAAGCUGGUGUUGUACUUGAAGAACGGAGCGGACUGCCCCUGCCAACAGCUGGACAACCUGACAAACCAGUAUCUAAUCAUGGGCCGCAAGGUGGACAAGCAGUACCUCCUCACAGGCAUCCACAAGUGGGACAAGUCCAGCAAAGAGUUCAAAAAGGCCAUCAAGAAACUCAAGACCCACAAAUGUCCUACAUUCGAGAACGUCUUCAAAUAAUAUGACCGGCCCCCACCCCGGUCACAUCUCCUCCUACGUACGAACUUGCACAAGCAUUCCCAGUCUUUGCUUUCUGUUGUCCUGUUCAUAUAUCUAUAUAUCUUUGUAUAUUUACAGAUAUACUUUGGAAUGUCCUUGUUAAGUUUUAGUGGAAUGGGGGAAGUGAUAACAUCGCUAAUGAACGAGCUGAGUUUCCUUUUGGUGAAAGAAAAAGGACGUCGUAGUGAAAGCCCUUCCGCGUUGAAAUCAUUUCCGCCACAUGUAUGUACAUACUUUUUGAAAUUUUCCCUAUCCUCGCACAGGUCAGUGGAUUGGUUGGGCAUUUUGGAAAACACUUGGAAAAACUUUCUUCUUUGCCUCGAGCUCGAUCAGAAGAUGAAACCACUUUUGUGUCUGGUAGAAGCUAGAGCCAACAGACAGUUAGCUUACCUCACAUAAAGACUGCCACUGAGGGCCAAGAGCUAUCUUCCUUCUGUCCAAAAGUAAAAAGGAGAAACGGUCAAUUUUAGAUUUAGUUUCUUGUUUUAUUGAAUAAAUGUCACGGGUUAUUUAGUGGGCCAAGCUAGUUUGUUCCUAGUCUUUGUAUGAACAUAGGCUAACCAUCUGCUGGUCACCUAUUAGCUAAAAACCUGCCCCAGUGUCCUGUAAACAACCUCUUUUUGUGAUGAUUUAUUAAUUACUCUUAAAAUCAAUGAUUAGACUACAGAAAUGUGAGCUUUAAAAGCUAUGUAGGGUUCCUGUUGAAUAACUUAUUGACAGAAGUGUGAGGGUGCUGUCGUUCGCUGAAGACUGCACUGCCGCCAUGCAGAUCAUUUACGCUUGAUUUCUUCAUGUAAUUGUUUGUCAUUUGUUACUUGAAAAUCAUAAGAGAAUCAUAACCACCAAUCUGCAUCACCAGAUCAUGUUUAGGCCUGUGUGGCUGGUUUCUUAAUCUUUUUUACCGCUCGUCUUUCUUUAUACGUUCAGUCUGCAGUACUCAUUAUUCAUCAGUAAAGGAAUGUUUAAAGUGCAAAAGUUAUCAAAGUGCAGAUAUUGCCAAAUGUGUGUUCUGGUUUGUUCUGCUUGAGUGUCUCUGAUCCGUUCUAGCACUGUUUUGUUUCAGAUUUGAAUGUCAGCAGUGCAUCGCUGCCUAUGUCAUGUACAUACAAAUUUUACAUAAAUAUAGAAAAAACUAAA
Acanthochromis polyacanthus (spiny chromis) is the source of this 2669-nucleotide messenger RNA. RefSeq names its product secreted frizzled-related protein 1a (gene sfrp1a). Bases 582 to 1493 code for a protein of 303 amino acids. The record is from RefSeq and is a predicted model, not a curated record. Gene Ontology annotation, biological process: non-canonical Wnt signaling pathway; canonical Wnt signaling pathway; negative regulation of canonical Wnt signaling pathway. Gene Ontology annotation, molecular function: Wnt-protein binding. The transcript is spliced from 3 exons. Lineage: Eukaryota; Metazoa; Chordata; Actinopteri; Pomacentridae.